CAUAAAGAUAUUGGAACUUUAUUUUUCUUUGGAAUUUGAGCUGGUAUAGUAGGAACUUCAUUAAGUUUAUUAAUUCGAACAGAAUUAGGAAAUCCUGGAUCUUUAAUUGGAGAUGAUCAAAUUUAUAAUACUAUUGUUACUGCUCAUGCUUUUAUCAUAAUUUUUUUUAUAGUAAUACCAAUCAUAAUUGGAGGAUUCGGAAAUUGAUUAAUUCCUUUAAUACUUGGAGCUCCAGAUAUAGCUUUUCCCCGUAUAAAUAAUAUAAGUUUCUGAAUACUCCCCCCCUCUCUUUUAAUUUUAAUUACAAGAAGUGUAGUAGAAAAUGGAGCAGGUACUGGAUGAACAGUUUAUCCCCCACUUUCAUCUAAUAUUGCUCAUAGAGGAUCAUCAGUUGAUUUAGCUAUUUUUUCCCUUCAUUUAGCUGGAAUUUCCUCUAUUCUUGGAGCAAUUAAUUUUAUUACAACCAUUAUUAAUAUACGAAUUAAUAAUUUAUCAUUUGAUCAAAUACCUUUAUUUGUAUGAGCCGUAGGAAUUACAGCUUUAUUACUUUUAUUAUCUCUUCCUGUUUUAGCUGGAGCUAUUACUAUAUUACUCACUGAUCGAAAUUUAAAUACAUCAUUUUUUGAUCCAGCAGGAGGAGGGGAUCCAAUUCUUUAUCAACAUUUAUUUUGAUUUUUUGGACACCCUGAAGUUUAUAUUCUUAUUCUUCCAGGAUUUGGAAUAAUUUCACAUAUUAUUACCCAAGAAAGAGGAAAAAAAGAAACAUUUGGAUCAUUAGGAAUAAUUUAUGCUAUAAUAGCAAUUGGGUUAUUAGGAUUCAUUGUAUGAGCUCAUCAUAUAUUUACAGUAGGAAUAGAUAUUGAUACUCGAGCCUAUUUUACUUCAGCAACAAUAAUUAUUGCUAUUCCUACAGGAAUUAAAAUUUUUAGUUGAUUAGCAACUCUUUAUGGAACUCAAAUUAAUUAUAGACCAUCUAUAUUAUGAAGAUUAGGAUUUGUUUUUUUAUUUACUAUUGGGGGAUUAACAGGAGUAAUUUUAGCUAACUCAUCCAUUGAUGUUAUUCUUCAUGAUACUUAUUAUGUUGUAGCCCACUUUCACUAUGUACUUUCAAUAGGAGCUGUAUUUGCAAUUUUUGGAGGAUUCAUUCAUUGGUACCCUCUUUUCACAGGAUUAAUUCUUAAUCCUUUUUUACUUAAAAUUCAAUUUAUUAUUAUAUUUAUUGGAGUAAAUUUAACAUUUUUCCCUCAACAUUUUUUAGGAUUAGCUGGAAUACCUCGUCGUUACUCUGAUUAUCCUGAUUAUUAUUUAUCAUGAAAUAUUAUUUCUUCUAUUGGAUCUUAUAUUUCAUUAUUAGGAACUAUUUUUAUAAUUAUAAUUAUUUGAGAAUCUAUAAUUAAUCAACGAAUUGUAAUUUUUUCCUUAAAUAUGCCUUCUUCUAUUGAAUGAUUCCAAAAUUUACCUCCAGCAGAACAUUCAUAUAAUGAACUUCCAAUUAUAAGAAAUUUCUAAUAUGGCAGAUUAUAUGUAAUGGAUUUAAACCCCAUUUAUAAAGGUUUUCCUUUUUUUAGAAAUGGCAACCUGAUCUAAUUUUAAUUUACAAAAUAGAGCUUCCCCUUUAAUAGAACAAAUAAUUUUUUUUCAUGACCAUACUUUAAUUAUUUUAAUUAUAAUUACUAUUUUAGUUAUAUAUUUAAUAAUAAAUUUAUUUUUUAAUAAAUUUAUUAAUCGAUUUUUAAUAGAAGGACAAAUAAUUGAAUUAAUUUGAACUAUUUUACCAGCAAUUACAUUAAUUUUUAUUGCUCUUCCUUCUCUUCGAUUAUUAUACCUAAUAGAUGAUUUAAAUAAUCCAUUAAUUACUUUAAAAUCAAUUGGACAUCAAUGAUACUGAAGUUAUGAAUAUUCAGAUUUUAAUAAUAUUGAAUUUGAUUCUUAUAUAACUAAUGAUUAUAAAUUAAAUAAAUUUCGCCUUUUAGAUGUUGAUAAUCGAAUUAUUAUCCCAAUAAAUAAUCAAAUUCGAAUUUUAGUUACAGCUACAGAUGUUAUUCAUUCUUGAACUAUUCCUUCUUUAGGUGUAAAAGUAGAUGCUAAUCCUGGACGACUAAAUCAAACUAAUUUUUUUAUUAGUCGUCCAGGAAUUUUUUUUGGUCAAUGUUCAGAAAUUUGUGGAGCUAAUCAUAGUUUUAUACCAAUUGUUAUUGAAAGUGUAAAUAUAAAUAACUUUAUUAACUGAAUUAAUAAUUAUUCU
This is a messenger RNA of Leptidea sinapis, 2245 nucleotides long. Its product is annotated as cytochrome c oxidase subunit 1-like. The record is from RefSeq and is a predicted model, not a curated record. Gene Ontology annotation, molecular function: cytochrome-c oxidase activity; heme binding. Gene Ontology annotation, cellular component: membrane. Lineage: Eukaryota; Metazoa; Arthropoda; Insecta; Lepidoptera; Pieridae. Gene Ontology annotation, biological process: electron transport coupled proton transport; mitochondrial electron transport, cytochrome c to oxygen.